AAUAUAAUAGGAGGAUGUGGUACAUUACGGAGGUUGAACACAAGGAAAUGUCAAUAAUAGCCCUUACGCAACCCCUUCGAUGUUGAGCGCUUGGACCCACCGAAGAUGAAACCCUAAUUUGUUUUUAGAAUAAAAAAAAAAGGAGAAAAAAGAGAAGGCUAAGAAUAGAGGGAAAAGAAGAGAGUGGGAGAGAAAUAGAGAAUGAGGUGCCCGUAGCUGCGAAAGAGUUGCGGAGGAAAAGGAAUCCCAAAAUUUCAUUCAUCUCAGAAAGAGAGAGAAAAUACCGAAACGAGGGAGAGGCGGUCAUUGCUAUUCUAAUUUUCUUUUAAUAAUUAAAAAAAUAAAAGAAGAGGCACACGCACAACACGAAGAAAUAGUCGAUUUCGUUCUGUCUUGGAGAAGAGGUUAUACGUUGUCGUCUUAACUUAAAUACGCUUUUCCCUCUUUUCCCUUCGCAUUUUCCUCUUUCUUCUUCUUCCAACUCCGCUCCCCAGCCAUGCCGACCUUUAGUGCCAUAGCAUUGGAUAGGUUGUUAGAGCCUGGAGGUUCCAGACCUGUUGACAGAUCUGCUUCGAAUUCGAUGCCUCUGCCAAACUCACAGAAGGGGAGGAAUGCUAGUGCGCCCCCUAAGAAAAAAAAGGCUACUCGUCCUCCAUUAAAACCAGCUCUUUAUGCCACUCCUGAGGUGACGCCACUUCCGGAUGCACCCUCUUCCUUUCCUCCAUCACCAUACAUCAUUAACCAUAAGCGACGUGGGCCGCGCCUCCUCAAGAGCACUUCAGAGGCCAGCAUACUGGCUGAGCAGAAUGUUCUCCAUGAUUGUGAAAAGCCUAAUGGUAAGAGCUCAGAUAUGGUGAUUGUAAGUUCAGCUGGUGACUUCCAAGUUCCUUAUAAAAAUCCUGAAGCUGUUAAAGAGGAGCUCGGUGACACUGUUUAUCACUUUGAAUUCGAUAGCAGCAAUAAUGGUGACUUUGGGACUGGACACAGGGAAAGUGGGAGUAGUAGCAUUACAAAUGAUUUACAGGUACCAACAAUGAAUUCACAAAGAGGUUUAGAGAUUGAAGAUUUCUUCGAUCCAAAUGAAUCAAUGAGUUUUGCAAGUAUUACAGAUGUUGAAGAUAAUGCUGGGGCAGAACUGUCUAUGAAGUACAGCAGUCCUGGGGAGUUUUUUGAUGCUUGGGAAGAACUAUCUUCUGAAGGUGGAACUCAAAAUUCUACAAUUGAUUUUGAAGCUGAAUUACGUGAAAUGAGGUUGAGUCUAUUGAUGGAGAUAGAGAAGCGGAAGCAAACUGAAGAGUCCCUUAACAGCAUGAAAAGCCAAUAUGAGAGAAUUAGGCAAGGCUUAUAUAGUGCAGGAAUUGUUUUGCCUGCAAAUCUUACUGCUGUUGCUGGGGCUGACCAGCUGAAUUCUGAUCCCAUGGAAGAUCUAUGUCAACAAGUUCAUGUUGCAAGAUUCAUAUCAAACUCCAUUGGGAGAGGAAUGGCCAGGGCUGAAGUUGAAGCACAGAUGGAAGCUCAACUAGAUUUAAAGAACUUCGAGAUUGCUCGGCUGUUGGAACGCCUCCGAUGUUAUGAGACCAUGAAUAGGGAGAUGGUUCAGAGGAACCAGGAAGCGAUAGAGUUGGGACGGCGUGAUAGGCAACGGAGGAGGAGAAGGAUGAAGAGAUGGGUAUGGAGCUCUAUUACUAGUGCGAUUGUGCUUGGUUCUGCAGCAAUAGCAUGGUCUUAUCUCCCAACAAGUAAAGGGUCAUCCUCCUCUGCAGACCUUGAUGUGGUUGCUGAACAUGAGGAUGCAGCCGCCAAGUAAAUACACAUCAUCAUCAUCAUCACUAACUACACUUGUGUGUCAUGUUAGAAGAGGAAAAAUAAAAAGUUACAUGCCACUGUGUGGCAACUUAUAUUUUGAUCAAUUCAAAUUUUCCGGCAAGCACAGAGUGAUGUGCAUGGUACAAAAUAAUACAAAGAAUUAGUUCUUUCCGAUGCAGAGUUCUUGGUAGGAAAUUUAGUGCAGUGUUUCCGUAGCUCAGUCAUGCGUUCAUGGAAAUUCUGUGGACGUGCAAAUACUUGGUUAUCUUAUACAUCUGUCACAAACCGGUUAUAAGAUUCUUUAUGAUAGCUCCUCCCACUGGGGUUGUUGUCUACUUUAGCGUUUAAGUUGAUAUAGUAAGAACCUUCAGCGUC
This is a messenger RNA of Arachis ipaensis, 2181 nucleotides long. RefSeq names its product netrin receptor DCC. NCBI's taxonomy places the organism in Eukaryota, Viridiplantae, Streptophyta, Magnoliopsida, Fabales, Fabaceae. The record is from RefSeq and is a predicted model, not a curated record.